UAUUCCACUUUAUGUGUGCUACGACGUCGUUCCUUCUGAAACCCUUUUCCAUACUCAGUCGCAUCACAAAUCUGUCUCCUUUCAACAUUCUCAGUUGUGAAAACUGAAAACCUUCGAUCUCCGCAAAAACUAGACGCGGUAACAAGCAAUGGCCACCUCAAUUGCCGCCAUGACGGCUCGCAGAGCUGCUACUCUUGCUCGGCUCUCACCAUCCACUCGACCCGCUUCCCUCGUUUCCCGCCGCGGCCUCGCCGGCACUGCUGACCUCCAUGGGCCACCGAAGAUUAAUAUUUGGGAAGACCCGAUGAGUCCGUCAAAGUGGAAGGAAGAACAUUUUGUGAUUGCCUCUUUAACUGGGUGGUUUACCCUUUUCUACGGAGCUUACAAGGCUUUUAGUGGAGGCAAGGACAAAGGAGAGAAAGUAGCAGAAACAGCCCAAUAGGCCAGCGGUUCAAGUUGCUGUUUUUUUUUCUUCUAAUAAUAUGCGCUUCAACUUAUUGUUUGUGUGAAGAAAGUUCAUCUCCACCUGAUUUCUAUAAUGAUCAUUAAGAAUAUUCAGCCAAUGAAUUUCUCGAUGCGUUUGUUUUUUGGUGGAAGAAUGGGUCUCCUCUCAUACCCUAGUCGUUAUCUACUUAUCUUGUUCCGGCUACAUCUUCCAGUUGCUUGUGAAAUUUUCUGAUAAUAAUGAAAACCAUAAGUUUGAUUUAUCA
Molecule: messenger RNA, 710 nt
Organism: Salvia splendens (bonfire salvia)
Lineage: Eukaryota; Viridiplantae; Streptophyta; Magnoliopsida; Lamiales; Lamiaceae
Exons: 4
Coding region: 149-442 (97 amino acids)
Source: RefSeq, a predicted model, not a curated record